Messenger RNA from Penicillium brevicompactum, 2265 nucleotides. RefSeq lists its product as uncharacterized. NCBI's taxonomy places the organism in Eukaryota, Fungi, Ascomycota, Eurotiomycetes, Eurotiales, Aspergillaceae. Bases 1 to 2265 code for a protein of 754 amino acids. The record is from RefSeq and is a predicted model, not a curated record. The transcript has a single exon.
AUGUCUGACUUUAUUCUUCCCGAAGCCCUCGUCAGGGAGAUCGAACUCGCUCUCGAAAACUCGCAAAUCGCGCAGGAUGCAUUGAGCGAGGCACUUCCACAGGAGAUCCAGGCUAAGCUCAUGCAAGCCCAAAAGGAACUCUUCGAAGAUCAAUCCGGUCAACGCGAGGAGUGGGUAUCGUUUCUUGUUCAAAACUGGAAAGUCUUGAUGCACGAGCUCCAGAGCAUCGGGAAUGAUCGCAUGGUCGCAUAUUUCGCCCAAGAUCCACCAUCGGAAGACAUCAAUGCCAAUCAGCGCCUUCGAUACAUCGCCGCCGCGAACGGAUUGUACGUUGGCUUGAUGGAGUUUCGACGAGUCCACUGGAGCACCAAGGAAGCUGUGUUGGCCAUGAACGGAAUGAAAAUGCUCUGCGAUACGGAGGACCCCACACAGAAGCUCUGGCAUGAUGAAGCUUAUUGCAUGUUCAUUGAAUGGGCCAAAUCGACCAUCCAGCCUGUUGUCACCACUCAAGACCAGCCUAUGACUGGCAUCGCGAUGGAAAUUCCGGGUGGAGCUCAGUAUGCCUCGAGCAUUCAGCCUCAGGCCCAGCAGCAGCUUGAAGUGGCCGCCACUCAAGACCAGCGAAUGACUGGAUCGGUGACGCAAAUUCCGGGGGGAGCUCAGUAUGCCUCGGGCACGCAGCCUCGGGCCCAGGCCCAGCAGCAGAACGAAUUCACCGCCACUCAAGACCAGCGAACUGGAUCGGCGAUGCACGUUUCGGUGGGAGCUCCACACAACUUCGGCACGCAGCUUCAGGCCCAGCAGCCGGUUGGGAUUGCCUACACUCAAGGCCAGCCUAUUACUGGUAUCUCGAUGCAAGUUCCGGUGGAAGCUCAGUAUGACUCGGGCACGCAGCUUCAAGCCCAGCAGCCAGCCAGAUUUACCGCCACUCAAGACCGGCGAAUGACUGGAUCGGCGAUGCAAGCCUCGGUAGGCGCUCAGCACGACUCUGGCACGCAGCCUCAAACCCAGCAGCCAGUUCAAUUGAUCAUGCGCGCCAAGAAGGGAACCAACAACCAGUCCGGUGCGCAGACCCCAGCCCGCCAAACCGGAGGAUCGGUCCCGAGAACCAUGGACGAGAUCAAUCAGAUCAGAGCUCGGAUGCAACGCCCGCGCCAGGCCAUACCGACUAUGGGAGCUCCAGGAGCAUUGCAGCAGCUGGCCACGGCCCGGAAUGGAGCCAAUGCAGGCGUACGUCGCUUUCCAAACAUCCCACAGGGAACAGCUAUCGAUGGUUUCGCCGCAACGGUUGGGGCAGUCGGCCUUCGAAAGAGUCCAUCGGCUGUGUUGAUCGAGGAAGCAGCCAAGAACCGUUUCGAAGCUCAAGUCCAAGCCCAGAUCCAGAAGCAGUAUGAAAUGCUCGCGAAGACUCGGAGGGUGACGCGUAGCCAGUCGAAGGUUCAAACCCAGGCGGCUCAAGCCAAGACCGAUACGCAGCAGCACGGCAGUUCGCUCUCGAAGGUCAAGAAAGCGCCGCUGACGAAGUCCAAGGUUGAGGUUCGAGGCCCUCAGAUUAUGGAUAGCGUUAUGGAUCAUAUUGCGCGAAAGGAUGACUUGUUGAAGGCUCAGAAAACGGCCCAAAUCCAGGCUCGCAGUGAGGUCCAGGCUCGGGCUCAGAUCCAGGCUCAGAUCCAGGUCCAGCCUCAGCCUCAGGUUCAGGUUCAGGCGCAUGUCCUCGCGCCUACCCAGCAUCCGGCUAUAUCAGUCGCCCCCGAUAGCGAGAUCCCUUCUUCCUCUCGCAUCACCCCAUGCGUGUCGGAGGGCAACCCCGACACCUGGCAUGUCGCUGGCCCCGACAUGCCAGCCAAACGGCCCACCUACAAAUUCAGUGGGGGCCAGGGGCAUGGGGUCCCCAGCUAUCUGGCACGGGGCCAAGGACUAGAAGCCGAGUCCUUCGCGCGGUGGUUGUUCGGCGCGGUUCUGGCGAGCCGCGAGCUCCACGAGCUCGCCACCAUGGAGAUGACCCACGUGGUGGGCGAGAUCAUGGACGCCGGUGACGACUGGGAUCUCAAGCACGCCGGCAAGUCGUCGUCCGCGUGCUGCGUCCCCCGUCCGCGCCCGACCCUCCGGGUGUACGCCGUGGCGCGCACCCAGCGCCACCCCAUCGAGGGGGCCCUGGCCCUUGCGGAGAACGCCCCGAAUGCGGACUCCUACGAGGCCACGGUGAUUUACCUCCGGGUGCGCGCCGAGAUCCUGGCGCAGGCGGCCGCGGCGAGCCGGAAGUGA